UUUUUCUGAAACUCGACCGGAAACUAAAACAGAUGGUCAGCGUGGUGAGCAUCAGGGUUGGGCUGUAACGAUUUGAGAAAUCGGGAAAAAUAUUGAUCAAAACGAGUAUUCUCUAGUCUUCAAACACGAUGGCAAAACAAGUAAGCCCGUAUGGAUCUUGGGUGAGUCCAAUUUCCAGCGAUUUGGUAAUCAAGGAAUCGCUUUCUUUACGCGAGGUCAGACUGGAUCCUCUGGACAAAGGCACAGUCUAUUGGUCUGAACUACACCCAGAAGAAGCUGGAAGAACUAUUAUAUGUAAAGUCAAAGAUGACGACAAGAAUAUAGAGGUUUUGACACCUCAAGAUUUCAACUGCCGAACCCUUGUCCAUGAGAUGGGUGGAGGUACCUUUAUAGUGUAUAACAAGAAGAUUUAUUUCUCCAACUUUGGUGAUCAGCGACUUUACUCUCAAGAGUCCAAACCAGGGUGUACGCCAGUACCCAUCACCCCUGAGGGUAAGCAGUGGAGGUAUGCUGAUGCUGAUGUGGCAUUGAAUGGAAGGGUUCUGGUGUGUGUUAGAGAAGAUCAUGAUGUUCUAAAGGAAGGAGCAGAAGAGGCCUUGAAUACUAUAGUAUCCAUUGAUUUAGAGACUCAGAAACAGAAUGUGUUGGUAUCUGGUUGCAAUUUUUAUGCCUCACCUAGAGUUUCUCAUUCAGGGAUGCUUGCCUGGUUCCAGUGGAAUCACCCCAACAUGCCUUGGGAUGAUACAGAAUUAUGGGUAGGACAGCUGAAUGAGGCAGGAGAUGGUUUUGUCGAAGGAACGAAGAAAAAGGUCAGUGGUGGUGUAGGCAUUAGUAUAUCUUCACCAAGAUGGUCCAAUGAUGGGAAACUUCUGUUCAUAAGUGACAAGAACAACUGGUGGAACCUUUAUAAGCUUGAGGAUGACGGCACAGAGACUAACCUUUGUCCUCUAGAAAAGGAACUUGGAAUACCACAUUGGAUAUUUGGUAUGAAUGCUUAUGCUUGCGAUCCGAGGCCUGGAAACAAAGAUGUAUUAGUGACAUUUGGGGAGAAUCUUUCUCUCCUGAAACCAAAUGGAGAACUGCUAAACAUUGAGACUGGAGGUACUCAACAUUCUCAAGUUGUGACAGACGGACACUCCGCUUACCUCAUCACAAGAUCUGCCACUAGAUUCCCAGCAUUGAUAAGAGUGAAUUUGGAGUCCAAAAAGGUUACUGUGCUUAAGGAGUCCUUCACAGUUCAUGUUGACCCUGAAUAUUUGAGUGUCCCAAGAGAAGUUACAUACCCAACAACAGAUGAUAAAGUAUCUCAUGGCUUUUUCUACCCUCCUAAGAAUAAAGAUUUCAAUGCUCCAGAGGGCUCACUUCCACCCCUGUUAGUGAAGGUACAUGGUGGCCCUACUUCGGCAUGUGGUCCUGCUUUGAACUUGGAGAUCCAGUUUUUUACAUCACGGGGCAUAGCUGUGCUUGAUGUUAACUACAGAGGAAGCACCACUUAUGGCCGAAAGUACAGAGAAGAAUUGAAGGGAAACUGGGGAAUAGUGGACAUGRAUGACUGUUGUAAUGGGGCGCUAUACCUUGCCAACACAACCAAAGAAGUUGACGUCAAUAAGCUUGCUAUCGAUGGGGGAUCUGCUGGGGGAUAUACCACUCUAAGUGUAUUAACAUUCCGUGAUGUCUUCAAAGCUGGGGCAAGUUUCUAUGGCAUCUCUGAUGUAGAGGCUUUGGCAAAGGACACCCACAAGUUUGAGAGUCGUUACAUUGAUACACUGAUAGGACCAUACCCAGAGGCUAAGGAUGUUUACAAGGAAAGAUCACCUAUCCAUUAUGUUGAAAAACUGAACUGCCCAAUUGCACUGUUCCAAGGGGAUGAAGACAAGAUUGUGCCACCUAACCAAGCUGAGAUGAUGUUCAAUGCCGUCAAAAACAAGGGUUUACCAGUGGCUUACAAACUCUAUAAAGGAGAGCAACAUGGCUUCAGAAAAGCAGAAAACAUCAAAAGCACCCUUGAAGGGGAGCUUUACUUCUUCUCUAAAGUUUUUGGAUUCAGUGCUCCUGGACUUACUGUCGAGCUUGAAAUCCACAAUCUGAAGUGACCUUGAAAUCAAAAUGAGGUAAUGAUGCUAUAUCUCACUGGUCAAGUUGGUUUGGUUUGUAAAACUGAAAGAAAAUCUCAUCUGUAUUAAUUUGGAAUAAUUUAGCGAUGCCAUAAGAAUAAAUUGGCAGGUAGCAAUGGCUAAUAAAGUGAGGAUCUUGCAAUAAUAUCAUAAUUUAUGAGUCAAGAGACCUGCAAAAGAAAGCAAGUACAUGCAACAUGGCCCUUUCAUCCACAGAAAAAAAAAGUGUAUUCUAGUUAAGUUAUUAAAUAAUAAAAAAUAUUUACAUACAA
Molecule: messenger RNA, 2386 nt
Organism: Actinia tenebrosa (Australian red waratah sea anemone)
Lineage: Eukaryota; Metazoa; Cnidaria; Anthozoa; Actiniaria; Actiniidae
Biological process (GO): proteolysis
Molecular function (GO): serine-type peptidase activity
Source: RefSeq, a predicted model, not a curated record